AUCGAUAACACACACAAAUGCACGGCAAUCGGUACAGAUAUUUUUCAAAUCAUCGACUAUUUUGUUUACAAUUGUACUAUUUACAAGAAUUUUGUGCCCAUUUUCAUUAAUUUUUGGGCAAAAUGUGGGCCACAAGCAACAAAGAUAAUUACUUCGUAAAUCGGGACUACAACAAAAAUGUGUUGAGCAUAAUGCCCUGUAUGGAGAUGACGGUUAAUUUUUGUUUUAGUGGCGACGCAAUGCGCGCCAAAAAGACCUGUUUACUGUACGCGGAGAAAUUGGAUUGCAAGGAGUUAAUUCAAUUACGUCUGGCCGAGAAGUGCGAUCAGCGGCGUAUGUAUUUAACAACUGUGGACAGUGCACGGUUUCAUGAGUUGAAACAGGAUCAAUCGCUGAACGUUACUUUCAUGGGCUUCAUAGACAACCUGGUGAAAAUGCUUAAGGACUGCCAGGCGGGCAGCCUGGAGCUGUGGCUAUCAGCCAGAGAUGCAGCAACAUCCUCGCCUCACAAUACCAGCGAGAGCCAAGAAUUCCACUUGCAAUUUGUUGAGAUACGUGCCUUCAAGAAUUUGGUACACCUGUACCUGCCUUGCCGAUCAGCACCGCUGAAUACCGUGCUUUUCUAUAUGAAUGCGAUGUUGGAUGCAGCACACAGGCAAGUUGCUGCCAUGGAACAGAACACGCAACAAUUACAACUGGAACUCAAUUCUCGUGAAUCACACGUUGAGCAACUGGGUGCGGAAAACAACAAGUUACGGGAAGCAAUAUCAGAGAACUCGCGCCAAUUGGGUGAUAAAUACUCAGCCGACUUACAGGCAGUCCAGGACAAACUAAUGAAGAUAAAUGAACAACGUAGCAAUGAAAUGGAUCGCAAUCGCCGCACGAUCGCCGGCUUGCAAGCUCAGUUGGAUAAGGCAUCGCAGGAUAAAGGCGAGCUAAAAUCGCAGCUAGAGCAGGCAGAGAAGCGCAGUCAAAGUCUAAGCGAGGAGUUGUCCUGUAGUAAGUCACGUAUUUGCUCCCUAAAAGAACAAAACGAGCGAUUACAAUCAGAUGUGGCGGCUGAAAAACAACAGGAGCGCAAACUGGAGUACAAAAUCACCGACUUAAAACAGCAGAUGACUGAAUUGCAGGAUCAGAUACAAAAGUGCAAUAAAGAAAAGGCUAAUGUAGCCGCCGAACUUGAAGCCGAGAAGAAAAUUUUGCAUACCAAGCGCCAAGCUUUGGAAAUGGCCUCGGACGAAAUUUCCAAGGCAAAUCAAAUAAUAGUCAAGCGUAACCAAGAGGUUGUUGCUCUCAAAAAAACUAUUGCAUGGCGCACGGAAGUUGCUUUGCAGCAGGAAAAGGCCAUUCAGGAGAAUGAGAAGCUUCUCUGCCUACGCGAGGAUGAGCUUAGGCAUACACGAAAAACAAUACAACAGCUGCAAGAGGAGAUUCCAAAGCAAUUGGAGUCGAUGCGGCAGUUUGCGGAAGGCCUAGAAAAGAAGUACACAGCUCAAAUACACACGCUCCAGGAUCGCUUGGCAGGGACCAGCAAUAAGGAGAACUACGGGAUUAGAGCAAACUCUGCCAGACGUAAAUAGAUUACCACCACAUUAUUUAAAUUUGUAUUUAUUAAAUUAUGUAUAUUUUGGCUUAGUUAUAUUAAAUGUUUUGCUAUGGA
Messenger RNA from Scaptodrosophila lebanonensis, 1660 nucleotides. RefSeq names its product spindle assembly abnormal protein 6 homolog (gene Sas-6). The coding region runs from base 123 to 1580 and encodes 485 amino acids. Lineage: Eukaryota; Metazoa; Arthropoda; Insecta; Diptera; Drosophilidae. Gene Ontology annotation, biological process: centriole replication. The record is from RefSeq and is a predicted model, not a curated record. The transcript is spliced from 4 exons. Gene Ontology annotation, cellular component: centrosome; centriole.